AUGGAAGUUGGACAAACGAUUCAUUACAUUAAGAUCGGAACAUUUACAUUACUUUUCCUUAUGCAUUUUGAGCCAACUUCAGGGUUACCUAUACAUCCCGAUUAUGCUCCGUAUUUUGCUUUUAUUAAUAAUGGACAGUAUACGGCUGGUUCACAGGGGAAAUCAUCACAUGCUAUUUAUUGUUAUUUCCUCAACGUUGGUAUCUCCAUCAUACAGUACUACAAUUUCAAAAUUGAGCGUAUGGAAGGAAACAAUGCUAGUGGUGGGUCAAAUGAUGGUAUUCUGCUGGCGCUUCAUCGAAAUGAGUCUCUCGAAUAUAAUCCUACGCCUCAUUUCUUCCCUGCUCACAUCAAGCUACAGUGCGUAUGCUCCUAUUAUCACUGGAUUGUGUUGUUGCUCGUGCUAUCAGAUGGGAUACGUCUCUCAUCGCCAGUCUUUUUAUCAGCGGUUCUUAUUAUCCUUGCAUUUAUUAAUCUUUGGCGUGGUGCUGACCUUUACCUUUCACAUCCAACUGUUUUUAUUCGGAAGUGGCGUUUAAUAACAAUUUAUCUUCUUGCUGCAGUUUUCCUACGUAUCGUGGCAUUGGUAUGA
This is a messenger RNA of Loa loa (African eye worm), 591 nucleotides long. RefSeq lists its product as hypothetical. The record is from RefSeq and is a predicted model, not a curated record. NCBI's taxonomy places the organism in Eukaryota, Metazoa, Nematoda, Chromadorea, Rhabditida, Onchocercidae. Bases 1 to 591 code for a protein of 196 amino acids. The transcript has 4 exons.